Messenger RNA from Dissoconium aciculare CBS 342.82, 1140 nucleotides. Its product is annotated as SET domain-containing protein. The record is from RefSeq and is a predicted model, not a curated record. The transcript has a single exon. The coding region runs from base 1 to 1140 and encodes 379 amino acids. NCBI's taxonomy places the organism in Eukaryota, Fungi, Ascomycota, Dothideomycetes, Mycosphaerellales, Dissoconiaceae. Gene Ontology annotation, molecular function: protein binding.
AUGUCUCUACAUGGAACUCACAUCGCGGCAAAAACAUGGCUGUUGACGCGAAACCCUGCAUCGUCGCUACCUUUUGGUGUGCCAUCUGUGGAAACGUACGCCUCUGGCGCCGACCGCGGUCUAGGCCUGUUUGCUGCUCGCCAAAUUACCCGUCACUCUGUGAUCAUAGCCGACAAGGCCAUGAUUCUCAUGAAGCCUACCGAUGACCUCCCGGAACUCUAUGCACAAUAUCUUAACUUGUCUGCCGAUCAACAGGAGCGAUAUUUGACUCUCGGAAGUGCGGUAAAUGAGGCGCGGGACGCUUUGCUUGUGGAGAAAAUGCGUAGUCGCGAACUCCACAAGAUACACGGAGACGAUGGCGUACUCAACAUGAAGAGGGUGGCAAGCAUUAUGCAGACGAAUGCUUUCAACGUUGAUACUGGCGAUGGACAGGGUGCGCGUCACCGAGCCCUGUUCCCAUUGUUAGCUAGAGCCAACCAUUCCUGUAUGCCGAACGCCCACGUGUGCUACUAUCCUUCGGGGCGUGAUCCCGAAGGAGACAAAAAAGGCCGCAUGUUCGUGCACGCGCUGCGCACAUUAGAUGCUGGCGAGGAAAUCUUAAUAUCUUACUUCGACAUUCUUUUACCUCGAGAUGAACGACAGUCACGGAUGAGCAAGUGGGGAUUUCAAUGCCAUUGCCCGGUUUGCGAUGAAGAUCCGACGGAAUCCGACGGCUUGAGCCUAGAAGCACAGAGACAAUUUAUCAGAGAGUGGCUGUCUUUGCAGGCGCAGGCUCUACGCAGCCCGCAACUUACAAUCGCUCAGCUCAAGAGUGUGAUAGACAUGGGGACGACCCUGAUCUCGAACGCUGAGAUCAAUGCUUCCCUGACGCCCGCCUUUCCCAACAUUUUCGAUGGCCUUGCCAUGUUGCAAGCCAAAGCUAUCAAGAUGGACGAGCAGCAGAGCAAUGCUGAAUGCAUCGUCUUUCUGGAGGCUGCAGCUGCGCGAGAGGCUAACAUUACGGGCGUAGAUAGUGGCGCAACAGACAAAAGGCUCAAAAGGCUGCUGCAAUAUGGUCAAAAAUUCGGCAAAGCUGAAACGCCACGGCUUUUAAAAAGUGACCAGGGCUUCUAUGAAAUCACAUGGGAAACGAGUCAAUGA